Molecule: messenger RNA, 1410 nt
Organism: Talaromyces atroroseus
Lineage: Eukaryota; Fungi; Ascomycota; Eurotiomycetes; Eurotiales; Trichocomaceae
Exons: 5
Coding region: 1-1410 (469 amino acids)
Molecular function (GO): ATP binding; ATP hydrolysis activity
Source: RefSeq, a predicted model, not a curated record
AUGGCCUCGAACUUUCAGAAGCGACAAGACCACCCUCAUGCUCAAGUGACCACACCAUCCCACCGUGCAACUCAUGGCUGUUCGCCAAAGCAUGCUGAAAAACACAGGAGAAAACCACGCUUUUCGGGCCCGCUUUCAGUCUGGGCUGUCAAUAUCUCGACUCGGACGUACCACCCUCAAAAAGGGCAGGUGGCGGCUGAGUUAAUUGCGUGCGGUAAGAAGUUUUACAGCUUGCGUGGAUCUCAUCACUGCUAUUGCAAAGGCAAAGCCUUUGUAGUGCAGGACGACGUGAAAGUGAAGCGCAACAUCGACAGCCGUGUGAUGAUAGAUGCGGCUUUUUUUCGCCGGAUGAAACCGAAUUAUCAGCAGCCGAUAAUUGACGCGACUCGGAAUACCAGGGCAUUAGAUUCAUCUGCUCAUAUGAUGCAAGGGUUCGAGAAAGUUUCAUUUCUGGACCUAUUUCCUGACAUCAACCCUCGAGAUCACGGGCGGGAUCGUGAACAUAGACCUGUCUUUAAUACAUCAGAGGCAAUAGCAACCUCCAUUAGUGGUUCUUCUGGUGCCCAUCCUGGAGAACAUUGCGAUCACCUGCCCACACAGACGGUUACUGUGUCGAAUGAAGUUUUGGCGGAUGACGAGUAUCUGAUCUGUUCACCGACUGUCCCUGGUUUCUGCUUGACCGAUAAAUCCUGGGGUGAAUUUGCCGUCAUGGAUGUCAAAGAUAUAGCGUGGUCCAGUUCGCUUUUCGACCGGCUCGAUAUUCAGUCGGAAUAUAAAGAGCUCAUCAUGGCAUCGGCAAUGACUCGCCUCGGCAUCAUAAAGGGUCCGCGAUUCGACGAUUUGGUCCCUGGAAAGGGAAGGGGGUUGUCCGUGAUGCUUCAUGUGCUGGAGGAACAAUUGCAGAGAAUCUUCGCAACCGCCAAACACUGGAAUGCUCUCCUCUUGCUUGACGAAGCGGAUGUGUUUCUCGAAACUCGGACCGAGAAGAACCAUUUUAUGAACGACAUCGUCGCUGUCUUCCUUCGCAUGUUAGAAUGGUUUGAAGGGGUGAUGUUCCUCACCACCAAUAGAGCCUCAAACUUUGACCCUGCGAUUCUGAGUCGUAUUCAUAUCGUUGUUGAGUAUCCAGGGUUGAAGCAAGAUCAGCGGAUAGGGACCUGGAAAAGCUCACUUGAUCGAGCUCGAACCGCCCAAGGUCCAUCACGCCUGAGCGAUGACGAGGUGGCUGAGCUAGCCAAAUUAGAAUUUAAUGGUCGACAGAUCAACAAUAUUGUAGCCGCGGGUCAUGCGCUAGCAGCGGUCAAAGCAGACCAGCUGCAAUACCACCACGUUCGGAGGGCAGUGCAAAUGAGUCAGAAAUUCAUAAAUCAGGUCAAUGGGACAGAACAAGUCAAUAGCUAUUUCAAUUGA